Chenopodium quinoa (quinoa) is the source of this 1579-nucleotide messenger RNA. Its product is annotated as sorbitol dehydrogenase-like. Gene Ontology annotation, molecular function: oxidoreductase activity, acting on the CH-OH group of donors, NAD or NADP as acceptor; zinc ion binding. The transcript has 6 exons. The coding region runs from base 304 to 1386 and encodes 360 amino acids. The record is from RefSeq and is a predicted model, not a curated record. NCBI's taxonomy places the organism in Eukaryota, Viridiplantae, Streptophyta, Magnoliopsida, Caryophyllales, Amaranthaceae.
AAAAAAAAAAAAAAAACAUAGAUAGUAAUAGAUACAGUACAAAUAUGAACCACUCAAACCGAUAUACUAUCACUUAAUCUUGACCCAAAUUGAGCUUGAUUUCAACAAUCCAAUUACUUUCUCCACAUAAUUGACUUAGUUAGAACAGAAAACAAAUAAAAUAUUGAAAAUUGUAGUUGAAAACUUGAAGUUGUGCAACCUCAGCUCAAAGUUGUUAACUUUAAAUAGCCCUUCAAUCAGUUAAGAGAAAACUCACCAAGAAACACAACCUAGUUAGAGAGAGAAAGAGAUAGAGAGAGAAAAAUGGGUAAGGGAGGAAACUCUGAAAAAGAUGGAGAGCAGAACAUGGCUGCUUGGUUAACUGGGAUUAAUACUCUCAAAAUUCAACCAUUUCAGCUCCCUCCUCUUGGACCAUAUGAUGUAAGAAUCAAGAUGAAGGCUGUUGGUAUUUGUGGAAGUGAUGUUCACUAUCUCAAGACUUUAAGAUGUGCUGAUUUCAUAGUUAAAGAGCCUAUGGUAAUUGGACAUGAAUGUGCUGGGAUAAUUGAAGAAGUUGGAAGUGAUGUUAAAACAUUGGUGCCCGGCGAUCGAGUGGCUUUGGAGCCUGGGAUCAGUUGUUGGCGUUGUAAUGUCUGCAAAGACGGCCGCUACAAUCUGUGCCCUGAGAUGAAGUUCUUUGCAACUCCUCCUGUUCAUGGCUCUCUUGCAAAUCAGGUGGUACAUCCUGCUGAUUUAUGCUUCAAACUCCCAGAUAAUGUUAGUUUGGAAGAAGGGGCUAUGUGUGAGCCGCUAAGUGUUGGUAUCCAUGCUUGUCGUCGUGCCAAUGUUGGUCCUGAGACCACGGCAUUGAUCAUGGGAGCUGGACCUAUCGGGCUUGUGACAUUGCUAGCAGCUCGUGCUUUUGGAGCUCCAAGAAUAGUCAUAGUGGAUGUAGAUGAAUACCGCUUAUCUGUUGCAAAGAAACUUGGUGCAGAUGAAACUGUCAAGGUUUCAACCAAUAUGCAGGACAUACCAGAAGAAGUUGAGCAGAUUCGUAAAGCUAUGGGGAGAAGCGUAGAUGUGACUUUGGACUGUGCAGGGUUCAACAAGACCUUGUCAACUGCUCUUCGUGCAACAGGUGAAGGUGGUAAAGUGUGCCUAAUUGGGAUGGGCCAUGGUGAGAUGAAUGUUCCUCUCACCGCUGCAGCUGUGAGGGAAGUAGAUGUUGUGGGUGUAUUCCGUUACAAAAAUACUUGGCCUCUAUGCAUUGACUUUCUUACUAGUGGUAAAAUCGAUGUGAAGCCUCUCAUUACUCACAGGUUCGGGUUCUCACAAAAAGAGGUAGAAGAAGCUUUUGAGACCAGUGCCCGCGGUGGUGAUGCGAUUAAGGUUAUGUUUAAUUUAUAAGGAAGUGUGCGAUGAGUAUUGGUUACCAAAAGUUUGCGAAGCUAAGUUUACACAGCAGAGUUCAGAGAUACUUAGACAAUAAAAGCGUAAAAGAUUACUAAUUGCUGCUUUAUAGCUUUCUUAUGCGAGUGUACUUUGUGAACAAUGAAAUUGGAUUUUAUUUAAAAUAAUAAAUUUUUAAUGUGUUGUUCAA